AAGCACUUCAAGGGUUUCUUAGUGCUUUAGGUUGAAUUCGAAAAGUGUUUUUGCUGCUCAGCUAAAUAUAAUAAAAUGACCUCAGUGAUAAAAAUUGUAUUUAGCCUAAUUUUGGUAACUUACGUUUCCACAACUUCCGUAAUUAAAGUGGGCGCCCUAUUUCCAAAACUAUCUAAGCAACAAAGUGAUCCAGAAGUAGCCUUUCAAUAUGCUGUACAUAGACUUAAUCAUGACAAGAGUGUGCUACCAGAUACCAACCUGGUACACCAUAUUCAAUAUAUUGCUAAGGACUCUUUUCAGGCUGUUCAAAAAGUAUGUAAUCUCAUCGAGGGCGGAGUACAGGCUAUAUUUAGUCCAACAGAUUCAUUUUUGGCCACCCAUAUUAAUUCAAUAUGCGAUGAUCUUGAUAUACCAGAUAUUGGAAUUAGUCGAUCCGCUCAAAAGUUUUCCAUAAACGUUCAUCCGUCGCAGCAACAUAUUAAUCGAGCUUUCAUCGAUGUUAUACGAUAUCUAAAUUGGACAAGGUUUGGUAUAUUAUAUGAAAAGGACCACGGUAUAUUAGUAUUAAAUCAAUUUUCGCGGUCAAUUGAUGCUGAGGUCCACAUAAGACAAGUAUCGCCUGGUUCGUACCUGUCUGUUCUUCACGAGUUUAAAAACAAUGAAAUUCACAAUAUCUUAAUUGACACAAACUCGGCUGGAAUUUCAAUUUUAUUAAAAAAUAUCCUUCAGCAACAAAUGAAUGAGUAUAAAUUCCACUACUUGUUUACAAGUUUCGACUUAGAAAAUUUUGAUUUGGAGGAUUUUAAAUACAACUUUGUGAAUAUAACAUCAUUCCGACUUGUUGAUAUGGGCGAUGUGGCGGUAAAAGAAAUUCUUAAGGGUAUUGAAUUAUUCGAUAUUGGAAAUUUGAACCGAAACGAAUCAACCUAUAAAUACAAAAAAACAGUUAGCAUUCAGACAGAGGCAGCUUUGAUGUUUGACUCAGUAUAUGUAUUUGCCAUCGGAUUGCAGUCUAUGCACCCGUUAAUUCACAUAUCAAAUUUGACUUGUGACGAUGAAGUCCCGUGGAACGGAGGCCUCAGCUUGAUCAAUUAUAUUAAUGCGGUUGAAUGGAAAGGAUUAACGGGACCUAUACAAUUUAAAGAUGGUCAACGAAUUCAAUUUAAGCUCGAUUUAAUCAAAUUAAAGCAACACUCCAUCGUGAAGGUCGGCGAAUGGACGCCUCAGGAUCGUCUUAAUAUAACGGAGCCCUCGUUAUUUUUUGAUGCCGGUUCUAUGAAUGUGACUUUAGUUGUAAUAACAAUAUUGGAAACGCCCUACGUAAUGAUGCGUUACGGUAAGAACUACACCGGAAAUGAACGCUUUUAUGGCUUUUGUGUCGAUAUAUUGGAAACAAUAUCGCACGAGGUUGGAUUUGACUAUAUACUAGAUUUAGUUCCUGAUCGAAAGUAUGGAGCCAAAGAUCCCGAAACAGGCCAAUGGAAUGGAAUGGUCGCUCAGCUAAUGAAAUAUAAGGCGGACUUGGCUGUUGGGUCUAUGACAAUCACCUAUGCAAGGGAAAGUGUUAUAGAUUUCACAAAACCAUUUAUGAAUCUAGGCAUCAGCAUUUUAUUAAAGGUGCCCACAACAGAACCAACUAGACUGUUUUCUUUCAUGAACCCUUUAGCUAUUGAAAUAUGGAUUUACGUUUUAGCGGCAUAUUUACUUGUAUCAUUGACCAUAUAUUUAUUGGCAAAAUUAUCGCCGAUUGAAUGGCGUAGUGUACACCCGUGUGAUGUGGAUCACGUAACGAUAAUCAACCAAUUUUCGAUAUCUGAUAGCUUUUGGUUCACCAUUGGAACGCUUAUGCAGCAGGGAUCAGAUAUAUAUCCGAGAGCCGCAUCUACCCGAAUUAUAAGUAGUGUUUGGGGUUUCUUUUCUCUUAUUAUAGUUGCAUCAUAUACCGCUAACUUGGCAGCAUUUUUAACUGUGGAGCGUAUGAUGAACCCGAUUGAAAAUGCUGAAGAUUUGGCUAGCCAGACGGAAAUCUCAUACGGGACUUUAGAAAGUGGAUCAACAAUGACAUUUUUUCGGGAUUCUAUGAUAGAAACUUAUAAAAAGAUGUGGAGAAUUAUGGACAAUAAGAAGCCUAUGGCAUUCACAUCAACUUAUGAGGACGGCAUAAGGCGUGUUAACCAGGGUAACUACGCAUUCUUAAUGGAAUCCACAAUGCUUGACUAUAUUGUUCAGCGAGACUGCAAUUUAACUCAAAUAGGGGGCUUAUUGGACACAAAAGGAUAUGGUAUUGCCACACCUAAGGGAUCUCCGUGGCGGGACAAGAUAUCAUUGGCUAUAUUGGAGCUUCAAGAAAAGGGCGAUAUUCAAAUGCUGUAUGACAAGUGGUGGAAGAACACGGACGAGACCUGUAAGCGGAUAAGCAACAAUAAACAGUCCAAGGCGAAUGCUCUGGGGCUCGAAAGUAUAGGUGGCGUAUUCGUGGUGCUGCUUACUGGAACAUUGGUUGCAUUUAUUGUUUCAUUCCUUGAAUUUAUGAUUCAUUUUCGACAAAAAGCGAAAUCAUUACGGAUAAGUCACAGCAACUGUAAGAAUCACGGCCACCUUAAUUCAUCCACCGUUAAGGAUUCACACACAGGGAAAGAUUGGAUUUAUUUAUCUUCGUCACGUUCUCCCUGGGUUGAAAUGUUUGAAGAGCUAAGAUUUGCGUUAUGGUGUACCAAUAAACGUCAACGCCCAGAAUUUAAAAGAUGCUGCGCCGAAUGUCAAGUUAAUUAAA
Messenger RNA from Drosophila montana, 2773 nucleotides. RefSeq names its product Eye-enriched kainate receptor (gene Ekar). The record is from RefSeq and is a predicted model, not a curated record. Bases 76 to 2772 code for a protein of 898 amino acids. NCBI's taxonomy places the organism in Eukaryota, Metazoa, Arthropoda, Insecta, Diptera, Drosophilidae. Gene Ontology annotation, biological process: monoatomic ion transport. Gene Ontology annotation, cellular component: plasma membrane; postsynaptic density membrane. Gene Ontology annotation, molecular function: ligand-gated monoatomic ion channel activity; signaling receptor activity. The transcript is spliced from 13 exons.